GUUUUAACGGUUGCACGAAAAGAAAGUGUGUGGAGAGAAAAAGGGAUUCAUAAGAAAUCAAGUGGCCUUCUUUUAAAAGAAGCAUAUCAUACUGUGUUUUGUUAAGGGCUUUCUUCCUAAGCAUGGAGUGGAAAACUCCAUUCAUUUCUGAAAAGUUCCAUGUUCGUUUUGGAAGGCACCCAAGCCCAGCUGACAGUGGGGACACAGGAUUGGGUACAACACUGUCGGACAGUGCUGAAGAUUUUUCUGCCUCCAGUGGAAGCUCUACAUUUCAGCCCAUCCGGAACCAAGUCACCAUCCCCACAGCUCAUGUGAUUCCAUCUACUGCAGGCAUGUCUCCUUCUAGACCGAAUAUGGUUAGGGAGCCUUUGACUUUAAAGCAGAUGAGUUGGGCAACAUCAGAUAAUCCAGACUUAAAAGCUGGAUUCAAGUCUAAAACUGAGAUUUCAGUGCCCCAAGUAAGCAGUACUGUUAAUGGAGUUGUAACUAACUUGCAUUCAUUACCUGUGGAACCUCCUAAUCCUCAUACAAUGGUACUGACCAGGCUUGAUCAUUCACUGUUUUCUAAUGCUGAAUUUCUAAACCCGGAUGAUAGCCGAAAAUUUGACAUGCCUGCCAUUGAGCGAACUUUGAACCAAUCUGCAAUGCAGGACACCUUUUAUGCUGAUCCCAGAAUCGAACUUGCCAAACAAGGAGUUGCUACUGAAAUGGGUAAAGAAACCCAUUUUUCAGUGGACUCUACAUACGAAACACUCUUGGAACAAAAAAACAAAAAUAAUACUUCUAGAAAUCACUGCGAGUCACAAACUGGAAUAAAACCCACCAGCUCUACAUCUUCAGGAGUUUUGUUGGGUGGCAUAAAUCCACAGUCUCAAAUGUGGUUAAAGGAGCAAAUGAACAGUAAAGGUUUCAAUCUUGGUUUACCGCAGCACUCAUGUGGCCUUCUUGCAUGGCAGCAAAAACAGGAUUUUGACAGCCUCCGUUUGCAGAUGGAGCAAAUGCAGCUCCUAAAUGGAGGUGCUCCUAAAUACCCUACAAUAUAUCAACCAAUUUUACCCCAGGAUACCAGUAAGUGGGAUACACUGAUCAAAGCCAAUGAAAACCUGUUGAAAGAAAAGGAGAUGGUCAUUGAGCAACAAAAACAACUGAUCUUUCAGCUUGAACAUAAGAUGAGAGAAAGUGAGCUUCGGGUACAGAGCACUCUUAUUGGUAGAAAUUCCUCAUAUAAUGAUAUCUACUUGUUUCGACUACAGGAAGCGCAAAGAGAAAAUACUUUCUUAAGAGCUCAGUUUGCUGAGAGGAUAGAUUGCUUUAACAAGGAGAAAUCUGAAGCGGAACAGAAGUUGGCUUCUGCUGAGGCAGAGGUUCGAAGGUUAAAUGAUUCUCUUAUGGAAUGUACACAGAAGCAUACAGAAGAAAUGAAGAAACAGGAGGACCGGAUUCGAGGAAGAGAUAAGCACAUCAAUGGACUGAAGAAAAAGUGCCAAAAAGAAUCUGAACAAAACCGGGAGAAGCAGCAGAGGAUUGAGACUCUUGAAAGGUAUCUGGCAGACCUGCCAACUCUGGAGGACUACAAGAAACAAAGUAGUGAGCUUAAAGAUCUGGAACAUAGAUGCAGUUUGUUGCAAGAUACAGUAUCUGAUCUGGAGACAAAAUUGUUAGAGGCUCGUACCAAGUGUAGAGAAAAGGAAUCUCGCCUAGAAACAUUAAAAGAAAAGGAAAGUGAACUCCUAACAACUGUGCACAGUUUACAAGAUAAGGUGAAGCAGUGCUUGGAUGAUGGUGCUAAUUUGCCCUUGACUGACUUGGAUAAGCUAAAACAUGAAAACCAUUCUCUCAAAGAAGAACUUGAACGGGCUAAAAAGAUGAUAGAAAAACAGCUGAAGAAAAUGGAGCAGGUUGUAUCAAAAAUAAGGAUGUUAGAGGACCAAUUAGCUAAUGAAGAAGGAACAAGUAAUGCUCUAAGAGAGGAAAUUAUGAUGAAGGAGAAUAAUAUACAGCAGCUCCGUUUAGCUAUGAGAGAGCUUUCAGCCCAGAACCAGGAGCUGAUAGAAAAGACUCUCAUACUUCAGGAAACAAUUGGACAUUCAGAAUCGAAACCACUGCUCCCAGAGAUGGCACAACUAACCAGGAAACUGCAUUGUGAGAUGUCCUCAUGCCUACGUGAGCUGCAGUCACUCUGCAACAUUCUAAAUCAAAGAUGUCAAGGCCGAGAUCCCAACCUCUCCCUACUGCUUGGAAUUCGAUCUACGCAGUACCCUAUGGAUGAUCAGGAUGACUGGCAAAAUGUAGAUGUUCUCUCCAAGAAGUUGUCGGAUAUUCAGCACCUCCGAAAUGAAGUGGAGGAGCUAAGAACUACUAUAUCAGACCGAUAUGCACAAGACAUGGGUGACAACUGUAUCGCACAAUAACGCUUGUGAUUAUUUGACAGUUUGAUGUUGCAAAUGUAUAUAAUGUAUACAGAACUGGUUCUUGUCAGAAAUAUUUGCAAAACAAAAAGUUCUUUAAUCCAUAUGACGGCCUUUAACUUUAAAGAUGCAAACCAGUCCUUUCCCUGCUUCUGUUAAUGAAGUUUCCAUAAUUUGGUCUGUAGCACCAAUUGAAGAAAUGAAACAACCAUCUUUGCAGAAGGCCACUUAAAGAAGAAAUCUUGAUGUAAGGGACUUCCCCACACCCUGCAGUUAAAAUGCACCUUUUAUGUUUUAUGAACUACUGAGAUGCUUUCCCUUUUGGAGAGUGGUGCGUUUUUGUUUUUUGUGGUUGAUAAUCAAUUCUAUUCCUUAAGAGUGGAAGGUAUAUUCAGAGUUUGAGUUGCCAUGCUUGGUAAUCUGACUUUAGCAUUAUUCAUGUGAAAGAAUUCACGGUAGUUGGCUGUUUGUUUGUUUUGAAAAUUAAGUACUCCUUGUUAUGGAUGUCCAAGUAUGCUCCUGCAGCUGUGUAAGCAUUUUUAAUUUUCUAAUGUGCUGUUUGUUUUAACCCCCAAUUCCUCCCACCCUGCAUCUUUUAGACUUGCAAUUUAAAUGUAAGGUUAAACUAAUAACCUGCAUCACCAUAGUAUUUAAAUCCGGUUGGGAUGAUACACUUCAGGAAUAGUGUCCUAUUUUAGUAUUAAAGUUGUAAUCGUGGAAUCCAGUGAGAAGAAACCUAAAUUAUACUAAUUAUAAAUUUUAUUUUUAUUUUUUUUUGUGUGUGUUUGUUGCGCCAGGACUUUUUUUUUUUUUUUUUU
Molecule: messenger RNA, 3226 nt
Organism: Polypterus senegalus (gray bichir)
Lineage: Eukaryota; Metazoa; Chordata; Cladistia; Polypteriformes; Polypteridae
Gene: cep85
Product: centrosomal protein 85
Exons: 13
Coding region: 123-2411 (762 amino acids)
Cellular component (GO): centrosome
Source: RefSeq, a predicted model, not a curated record